Messenger RNA from Solea solea (common sole), 4727 nucleotides. It is a transcript of the gene b3gat2, whose product is annotated as beta-1,3-glucuronyltransferase 2 (glucuronosyltransferase S). NCBI's taxonomy places the organism in Eukaryota, Metazoa, Chordata, Actinopteri, Pleuronectiformes, Soleidae. The transcript has 4 exons. Bases 536 to 1477 code for a protein of 313 amino acids. Gene Ontology annotation, cellular component: Golgi membrane. Gene Ontology annotation, molecular function: galactosylgalactosylxylosylprotein 3-beta-glucuronosyltransferase activity. Gene Ontology annotation, biological process: carbohydrate metabolic process; chondroitin sulfate proteoglycan biosynthetic process. The record is from RefSeq and is a predicted model, not a curated record.
CUUAUUAUCCUCAGAGUCACACGGCAGCGCUCCGUCCUCGCCAAGUGAUGCUCUUCGGCGGGGCGGCGCUCACUCUCCGGUGGUUAUCACGGAGAGAGGGAGUGAGAGAGAGACAGAGAGGGGUAGAGGAGAGAGAGAGAGGAGCGCGAGAGAGAAGCUCCGGUUUGUUGUUGUUGGCAAACAGGAAAACACUCAUCAGCUGAGGAGAAGAAGAGUCGAACAUGGGAAUUUAAGUGAGCUUGUGUGUGUGUGUGUGUGUGUGUGAGAGAGAAAGCUGGAGGAGGACAGAGACAGUCCCAUCCGAGAGCAGAGAGGAGGCGGAGGAGGAGAGGGACAAGAGGGACAAGGUCCCGCCGGGACAGGAGGAGCGAACAGCGUCCUGUUUAUAGUUUAUAUUUGACUCAGUGCUUUCUGUGUGAGGAAUUACAAAAGGAUUUCUUCUUUAAAAAAGGACGAAAGGAGGGAAGGAGGGAUUGUUGGAGUUCGGUGUCUUGGUGAUGGAGUGAGGGCGCACGGGUUCAACUUCAGCCUCGCCAUGAAAUCGGUGCUGUUCAGCCGCUUCUUCAUCCUGCUGCCCUGGGUCCUCAUCGUCAUUAUUAUGAUCGACAUCGACAGUAAAAGGACGAUCCGGACUCCGGCGGCGGGUCGCGGCGGCAGAACGCAGCCGCAGACGCCGCAGACGCAGCGGGCGGCGCGGACAGUCGGCGGCGCACCGGGGCUCGGCGUCACCCAGAAUGUCACCGAGGCGCCGGUCAUCUACGCCAUCACUCCGACCUACACGCGCCCCGUGCAGAAGGCGGAGCUGACCCGGCUGGCGCACGCCUUCCGCCAGGUGCCCCGCUUCCACUGGAUCGUGGUGGAGGACUCCACGACGCGCACGGAGCUGGUGGCGCGCUUCCUGGCGCGCUGCGGCGUCCCGUUCACGCACCUGCACGUGUUCACCCCACGCAGGUUCAAGCGCGUCGGGAUGCCACGCGCCACCGAGCAGAGGAAUUCGGCGCUGGUUUGGCUGCGCCAGCACCGGAACCGGCGCGACAGCGGCGUGGUGUUUUUCGCGGACGACGACAACACGUACAGCCUGGAGCUGUUUGAAGAGAUGCGCAGCACUCGAGGUGUGUCCGUGUGGCCUGUGGGGUUUGUGGGUGGCAGAGCUUAUGAGCGCCCCCUGGUGUCUGGGGGUAAAGUUGUGGGCUGGUACACCGGCUGGAGGCCGGACAGACCGUUCGCCACAGACAUGGCAGGUUUCGCGGUGAACCUACAGGUGAUCCUGGCGAACCCCCGCGCGCUCUUCAAACGCCGCGGCUCACAGCCCGGGAUGCAGGAGUCCGACUUCCUCAAGCAGAUCACCAAGGUCACGGAGCUGGAGCCCAAAGCCAACAACUGCACCCGGGUACUGGUCUGGCACACACGCACAGAGAAACCUCACCUUGCAAACGAGUCCAAACAUCGAAAGGACACAGUGGUCAUUGAGGUGUGAUGGGAGGCGGCCGAGCACAGGAUCCAGAAGCAGAAGGUCUUUGUUGCUGCCCCGUUAUCUUCUGGCUGGGACUAAAGACAGACGGCAUCCUGCUUUCUCUCCUUAUCAGGGUCAUUCAAUCUGUUGGUGGCAGACGCGGACUCAGGAGAGCUGCAUGAUUUCAAGACUUUGGCAAGCUGUCUGUCAAAAAAACUGGCUUUGUGAGGACGUGAAUGUGUUCAUUUCACAAACUGGGAUUUUGAUCAUCAAAAAAACAAAAAAAACCUGAGGCAGAAAUGUAAAAAAAAAAGAAAAAAAAAGACAAAUGCCAUGUGACUCAAUUUGAAUCAUUAGCAUAUCAUUGUCAAAAAUGAGCUGUGUCACUGUGUUGUAAGUUCCAUAAACAAGGCUAGGUUCAGCUUAUGUUUUUUACGGCAGUAAAUACUGGUGCUCGUCAUUAGCUAUGUUUACAUGGAGACAAGUGAUCGGAAUAAAAGCCUCAUCUAAUUUUCAGAUUUCAUUCCGAACAAGAGGGCUGGUAUAUGUAUAUGGCGACCAUAAUUCGGAUCGGAGUUCGUAUAUACAGUCGAUCCGAUCACGGCUUCCUGGUUUGGUGCUAUAGCGUGUUCGAGCCACGUAAACAUGACGAGAAGACAGCAUGAACCUCUUGGAAUUGAACUGAAGGAAUUAUUAGGGCCCGAGCACGAAUGCUAGGGUCCGAAACGAAUUUGUGUUAUCCUUCAGAGUAUUAUGAUUAUUAUUAUUGUUCCCCAGUGUAAAAUUGUGUUUUAGGGGGCCUAAGCAUGCUCAAAAACUCACAAAUUUAAGUGGUUCAGUAAAUGCGUGUCAUAAAAUGGCACGUGUCAUAAAAUGGAAAUGGGCGGGGCCAACAGAAAAUGAAAAUCAGCUUUCAUCAGGUCAAUUUUUGACGUGUUUCCAGAACAUAAACGGAACUUGGUACACAUGUUAUGUUACCAUGUCAGGACGGUCUGAAAAGGCAAUGACGACUUUGCCGCAAGUCCUACAGGAAGGCCGCCAUUUUGGGUUGAAAGUCAAUUUUUUGGCAAUUUGGCACCUCUGGUAUUUGAUCAAGCUUUACUGCAGUCAUCUUCAAAUUUGGUGAGGACAAUGUGGACAACUUGAACAUGACGUUACAUGUGACGUGUCUUGCCAGACAACAGGGGACGUAGUCAAACCCAGUUGAGGACAGGGCCCGUUUCAUGGUCAUCGAUAAAAGGAGACGUGUUUACAUUUUGUUACUGCUUGUGUUUCCUGUCCCAAAAAAAGAACAAUGAACAGGAACACAACAACAAGUGAAGGUACUUGUUCCGACUGAACGCUUGAAUUUUGCGUCCGCUAAAACGAUGGAAUUGUACAUUUCGAUGGGAACAACUCUUUUCCGAAUGAAGACAUCUUGCACAUGUAAACAUAGCUACUGCUAAAGGAUUGCUCAGCAUUUUGGGAAAUAUUCAUGACUUACUUUUUUUUAAAGGGCGACUUGGGAAGGUUAGCAAACUGCUAGCUAAGACUGGAGGGCGCUACACUGGACGAGUCAAGCGUUUAGAAAAUAUGUCUAUCAACCCUUUGAAAACUGAUGUAUUGACACAAACUAUCUCAUUCAUUAAACUUAAAGAGGUUACAGACAAACUCUGUGUCGCUAAUGUUUCCUGUUUGGAUUAAAAAGACGCUGCAGUCAACGCCGUGUGUGCUUUUGUUCCACGAGAGCAGCAUCAUCCUCAUGUCUGGAAAACUACCAACAACAGCACUGGCAUUGUUUCCUCGUCUCUGUUGACAUUAAUUACAUUAAUGUCGCAAAGGUAAUGUGGUAAUGAUUUAUUGAUGGCCGGCUGAUAUGUAAUUCUCAUUUAAAUCAGGCUGAACUGAUCAUAUUUAAUGAGGCGCAGAGACCUCGGCCCUCGGCUCAUCGUGUUAUGUAUGUGCGGCGUGUGAUCACGUUUGGAAACAGCUCUGGAGAAGAAACGGGGAAACAUCUCUGCUGACAAACUGUCAUCAAUAAUGUAGAGUCUCUGAAUCACACAACAAAGGAAAGCUGCCUCACAGGAAAAGGCCUGCAGAAGAAGGGGGAAAACGAGUGAAUCGCCGAGAUAAGACGUGUUCUGGUUUCACAGCUUGCACGUAAAAAAAAUAACCAUUUACUUUAGUGAAUUUUUACUGUGGUGUGAACUGUGUUGGAUUUUACAGAUGAAGUCACACAGUGCUGAUAUUUUUUCUUCAUCUACAGAUUUGUCUUUUUCUUUUGUGGUCAAUUUUGUUCAAUGGUAUUCAAGCAAAACUAUGAAUGUACUCAGUUAUAUCCAUGUGACAAUUGCACAAAAUUGGGUAUGAACAACAGGAGCAAACAACAAAUAUAAUUUAAUUUAAAAAGUGUUGCACCACCCAAAUCCUUCCCCGAACAAAUGCUAUUCAUUUAUUUAGAUUUCACAAAGAAAAGUGAUGGAUUCAAUGUGCGUUCCAUUUACAUCGGAAGUUGGAACUGGGAGUGACCCUGAUCCAGUUGAGAAUUUGGCUAACAAUGUACCUCGAGUUAGCUAUUGUUAGCGACUGUCUUAAUGCAGUUGGAAAUCAAUCACAAAAAAAGGAUCCCAAUGCUAAUACACAACGUCAAGACUUUUGGGGGUGGAGCUUUGACCACCCCCGAGGGAACCUCCCAAAGGGAUUAAUAAAGUUGUCUGUCUGUCUGUCUGACAAGAGGGCUGAUGGGAGGUGCCUGCUAUUGCUAGCUUUGUCGUCUUUACCCUUACUUUGAUCAAACUAUAUUGCGACUAUGUGAUCUAGGUAUUUACCUUAAUGUUUAAUUAUUGAUUUGAAUUUAUUUGUGUUCAACAAUGUCUGUGUAAUUACUGCUAGAAUUUUACAAUGGAACCACACACACACAAACUAAAUAAAGACAAGAUUAAAUCCAGAAUUUUACAGCCUUUAUUCCAAAUGACUCUCUUUUAAAACUUGAAACAGAAAGAAAAAUAAAGAUUAAAUAAACUUCCAAAAAGAUAAAACAGUACUUAUACAGUUAAAAGAGUCAUUGGUUAAACACAGAAAAAGAGUUCUGAGAUAUUUAUUGUUUUAAUGCACGGAAAACACUUUUUUUUAAUGUACUAGGCACCAGAUGUAAAUGUAAACACACUGUAAAUAAACCUGGAGGACAUCAGAGACAUGGACUGUGUUAAAAAUGAGUUAUUGCGUGGCAGAGGGACGUCUCUGUGCGGUAAAGUUCGGCAGUGUGAUCGCAGCGCUGUGCAUAUGUUGAGUGUGU